Molecule: messenger RNA, 2748 nt
Organism: Ochlerotatus camptorhynchus
Lineage: Eukaryota; Metazoa; Arthropoda; Insecta; Diptera; Culicidae
Product: UPF0746 protein DDB_G0281095-like
Exons: 2
Coding region: 900-2384 (494 amino acids)
Source: RefSeq, a predicted model, not a curated record
AGACUGCUCAUCGUCGUGUUCUUCAUUUCGCUACGCUCAUGGUGAAGUGUAGUGGUGUUUGUAGGUAUGUGUAGUGGAUGGAACACCAUACUCAGCACGGAAGGUAACCGUACAACACAAGGCGUUUUUGGGGAGGUCAGAAUCAGAAGAAUCUACACGACGCACGGUCCGGAUCGAAGAACAGCAGACACAAGGCUUGCUACUGAAUAAGCGAAGCAAGAACACACGUUGGAAUAUUAUUUUCUGCAUCGCCCUGCCGGGCUAAACUAGCCUCUGGGAGUGACGUGAAGCGUGUCCCUCGGAUCUGUGGUUCUUCUACUACGGAGAAAACGGUGAAGAACCUACGGCAGUUAUUGUAGUGAAGUAGAGAAGAAGACAUCAGACGGUGUGUGGCAGGCAGUACGCGAUGAUAAAACUGUGAUAAUAACGUGAAAGUGGGCGAUAAGCACAUAAGUUUGAAGGACGAUUAAUGUGAUAAAAGAACCAAUAUGCACAUUGCCUGGUGGAUUAGCAGUUUUUCGAUGUGAAGAUUUUUGCUUUUCGAAGGUGUGUUAUCGUUGCAUAAAUGUGUGAUGUACCUACCUAUAUGUGGUGCUAUAGUAUGCUGGUAUAUUGUAGUGGUUUUUCUUUUGCAUACUUGAGGCGGCCUGUGUGAGAUUGGUGCAUGAAAACGCAAAAGGAAAGCUAAGAAAAGUUCAUAACCAGCAUAUCAAAUUGGAUUAGUGGUGAAUUUUGGUGUAGAAAAAAAAGUGCUAUGCUGGUCUGUGCAAAACAAUGGAUUCUAAUUUCGUCGUUAACCUCGUAAAUGCUUAGGAACGAGUAAGGACAACCAAUACGCGACAACACAGGCUCAUAGGGGAGAGUCGAAAUCUUCUGCUGAUUCGGUAGUGGCCGAUAUUAUGAAAUUUCACAACUACAGCAGUCCGCCAGAGAAAGUGAAGACACGAUCCGUCAGUUCAUCAUCGGAGCAAGAGUCCACACAUCUCCAGCAGCAGGAGCAGCAGCAGCAGCAGCGAAAGCCAGAACAUCAGCAACAAGCAGCCGUUCAGAAGCAGCAGAUAAGUCUGAAGAAGAAGAUUACUCCUCAGCAGCUGCUGGAGCUGCAGAAGCAGCAGCGCGAACCACUGGCCAAGCGACUCCGCACCGACGAGUCUGUUCCGGACGACGAGACGGAACAGGACGAGCAAGAGCAGCAGCAGCAGCAGCAGCAGGAAGCGGAGGAGAACGAAAUAGACACGUCAGCCACGGAAUCGGAAACGGAGAUGGAUCAGAGCACGGAUAACGAAAUGAUAAUCUCACACCCCUCGCAGCGGUUAGAUGCCAACGCGUUGAAGGCGAAGGCAGCUACCACGGCGGUCGUCGUGACGACGGACGAUUCCGACUAUGGACAGAACGACAAGCUGGGUCAGAAAAAGGUCAAGCGGAAAAUAGUCAGCAAACCAUGCAACAACAACACAUCGACGAAAGCCAAACUUCAGAUGGUGCAUGAAUUCCCGACCCUGUUCCUGGGACUGAGGCGCAACCGGAUUUUCCUGGUUAACUCCCUGGCGCAGACUUUCGAACUCAAUCAGCGGGACAUUAUCCUGACGCUGAGAAAAAUCAAACUAAACGAACACAAUGCUCGGUUAGCGAGCGUCUUCGGACUGACUGACAGUGAAGUGGACAUCCUGUUCCGUACGAGUGUGCCUAAAAUAGCCGAUUGUUUACGAAAUUUCAUUGUGUGGCCGGACGAUGUCACCAUGAAGCUGAACGUUCCCAUCUACCUGCGACAGCACUUUAACAAAAUCCACCUGAUCCUCAACUAUCUGGUGGUGAAGGUCCGACAGAAUGCCGUCAAAUUCCUCUCCCAGGCGCAAUCGGAAACGUCCUACUGCGAGGUGGAUCAGUGUCACAAACUCAAAUAUCUGGUGGCUUCCACCCUGGACGGUUGCGUGUGCUUCGUGUCGCGGGGUUUCGGCAUCCAAACGGACGAUGAAGCCGUCCUGGCGCAGUCCGGUUUUCUCACCAAGUUCAAAACCAACACGAAUCUGAUCGCCGGCAAAAAUUUCCACAAUUUUGAAGAUCGCCUCACCAAUGGGAACGACCACGAUCACGAAAAUAAUAACGGUGCCGGUGGCGGUGCGGUAACGGACGAGUCCGACCUGGAACGGACCAUGACGACCAACGAGGAGGACGACAACUUUGGCGAGAUCGUGUCCGAAAAGAUCAGCAAAAGUCGGACGUUCAAGCUGAAAAACUACAUCGAAAGUGUGCUGGAGAGCUUUCAGGGCCACAUGAUCCUGUCGCCGAUGGCGUGCGUGGAUGCGCGAUCCCUCGAACUGCUGGACGACAUUGUGGUGAUCGUCGGGGCACUCAUCAACCUGCAGAAGCAGGAAGUGGAAUAAGGACGGGGCAGAUUCAUAUCGGUAGGCAAUGCAGAAAUGGGGCACAACGCGCAACUCAAGCUUUUCUCUUUUUGCUUCAUUUUUUUUUCUCUGUAUGAUUUAAUUUUUACUUUGUUGACGAUUUCUGUUUUUUUUUUCUGAAGUUUUUCCCCUCCUGUGCGCGCGUUCGAGAGGGAGGAAAAGCCGGAGAAAAGCAUUAGCUUCGAGCGUGAGAGCGAGAGAGAGAGAGAGAGUUAGGAUGUGUAUGCAUAAAAUGGUUCGAAUGCGCUAGGCCGUAUUGUAGAUAAUUUAUUAUAAUUAUUAUUACUGAUGUAGCAUUAACGAUUAGUAACAACACAAAUAAAGUUUACCGAUGAAGUCUAAA